CCCCACAUGGAGUACCCAGCAGUCAAAUUUUAUUCCUGCCUUCUCAGCACGAAGACCCGCCCGAAGUCUUCCGUAAAUCUUCUCCUCCAACCCCAAUUGAUCCUCGUACAAAUAGCCCUUUCGAUUGCUGUUCCGCUGUCUGGACUUUCAGAAACAAAUCCGCAACCAUGGCUUCCAACAACAACAUCUACCAGACCCCCCUCUCCUCCCGCUAUGCCUCCAAGGAGAUGGCUGAACUCUUCUCGCCAGCUACCCGCUUCAGCACAUGGCGCCAGCUCUGGCUCUGGCUCGCUAAGGCUGAGAAACAGCUGGGUCUUGCAAUCUCAGACGAGGCCAUCGAGCAGAUGGAGGCCCACCUUACCCUCACCGACGAGGACUUCGCCGUCGCCGCUGAGGAGGAGAAGCGCCGGCGUCACGACGUCAUGGCCCACGUCCACGCAUUCGGCCAGAACGCCCCGGCGGCGGCUGGAAUCAUUCACUGGGGGGCUACCUCCUGCUACUGCACCGACAACGCGGACCUGAUAUUCCUCAAGAAGGGACUGGACCUUCUGCUUCCCAAGCUGGCGAAUGUGAUCCACAAGCUCUCCCAGUUCGCCGUCGAGUACAAGGACAUGGCAACUCUAGGCUACACCCACUACCAGGCUGCACAGCUCACCACCGUCGGAAAGCGUGCAUGCCUCUGGAUCCAGGACUUGCUCUUCGACCUGCGCAACCUGACCCGCGCACGCGACGACCUCGGAUUCCGUGGAGUCAAGGGAACCACCGGAACACAGGCCUCGUUCCUCCAGAUCUUCAACGGCGACCACGACAAGGUUGAGGAGCUGGACCGCCUCGUCACCGAGUUUGCCGGUUUCGCGUACGCUUACCCCAUCACCAGUCAGACAUACUCUCGCAAGAUCGACGCGGAUGUGAUCUCUGCACUCUCUUCCUUCGGCGCUACAUGUCAGCGCAUCGGCAGCGACAUCCGCCAUCUCGCCGCCACCAAGGAGAUCGAGGAGCCCUUCGAGAAGGACCAGAUCGGAUCGUCCGCCAUGGCCUACAAGCGCAAUCCCAUGCGCAGCGAGCGUAUGUGUUCCCUCGGCCGUCACCUUGCCAACCUCAACAAGGACGCCCUCGACACCUACGCUGCACAGUGGUUCGAACGCACGCUCGACGACUCGGCCAUCCGCCGCAUCGACAUCCCCAGCUCGUUCCUGACGGGCGACAUCCUCCUGCGCAUCCUCGACAACGUAGUGUCGGGACUCGUCGUCUACCCCGCCGUCAUCAACCGACGCAUCAAGGACGAGCUGCCCUUCAUGGCCACCGAGAACUUCAUCAUGCGCCUGGUGAACAUGGGUGGUAACCGACAGGACGCGCACGAGAAGAUCCGCGUGCUCAGUCACGAGGCCUCGGCUGUCGUCAAGCUCGAGGGCAAGGACAACGACCUGAUCGAGCGCAUCAAGCGCGACGAGUUCUUCAAGCCCAUCUGGGGCGAGAUCGAUACCCUGAUGGACCCGAAGACGUUCGUCGGACGUGCGCCCGAGCAGGUCGUCAAGUUUGUCAACACCGAGGUUGCGAAGGCGCUGGCGCCGUGGAAGAGCCAACUGAGCACUGAGGUCAGCCAGUUGAACGUCUAGACGGGAUGAAGAUGAGGUGGUGGGAAUGCGUGUCGUUGUAUCCGGUGUAUUGGGUGUAUCAUGGUUGGUUGGCUGGGGUCUAGUAGGGGAUUUGGAUUUGUUUUAGAUGGGAGUUUUCUCUCUGUCUCCGUCUCUAUUCGACGUAAAAAAAAAGCAAGAUUUCGUAUCGGGACAAUGCGGACGGGUUCGAUUGAGAUUUGGGUUGCUGCUGGAGAACGAGAGGAGAGAUGACUCCUA
Messenger RNA from Tricharina praecox, 1853 nucleotides. RefSeq names its product L-Aspartase-like protein. Gene Ontology annotation, biological process: 'de novo' AMP biosynthetic process. Gene Ontology annotation, molecular function: (S)-2-(5-amino-1-(5-phospho-D-ribosyl)imidazole-4-carboxamido) succinate lyase (fumarate-forming) activity; N6-(1,2-dicarboxyethyl)AMP AMP-lyase (fumarate-forming) activity. Gene Ontology annotation, cellular component: cytosol. The transcript has a single exon. The record is from RefSeq and is a predicted model, not a curated record. Lineage: Eukaryota; Fungi; Ascomycota; Pezizomycetes; Pezizales; Pyronemataceae. The coding region runs from base 168 to 1616 and encodes 482 amino acids.